AUGCAGAUGACCAGGAAGCGCCCACGUUCAAGUCCUGAAGCCGACUAUACGACGCCUGCCUGCAAUCAAUGCCGGUCGCGCAAGGUCAGUCCUCUCCAGACGUAUAGGACCCAGAAUGCUCCGCCUGUUGCAGAGCUGGUGUCCCCUGCGACUUUUCUGCCUCGUUCAAAAGGACCAACCCCGCCAAACAACUGUGAGAAUUCCGUCAAUAUUGUUGUGCUUAUGCAAGAAAGGGCCAAACCAAGACCUGACCAUGCCAGAUUGCAUGACUUCUCGUCCGUCCUCGGCCGAUUAGAUGACGUGGAUCGGUCGCUGGUGCGCUUGUCGCAGCAAGUCGAGUCCUUGACCGCAAAUUGUACCGCGGCCGCAAAGCCGCUUGCCCUGCCCAUCACCAACGAUCAGAACGACCCAGAGAUGGAGAUGGAAGACCGGCCACCACAGGAGGUGACCUCGAAUCAGGUUCUUUUGAAUGAGGGGUAUGGUGAGCGUUUGUAUGGCUAUCCUGCUGCACUGUGCCUGUUUCGCGCCUCCCGGAAGCUGCUGGGAGCAACACUGAAUGCCAAACCCCCGUCGCUGCGUGGUCCGCUAGCGGAAAGCAUGGAAAAUGCCGUUUUACGAACAUCCCUGCUGCGCCAUUACGAGAUUUUUCCGUUUCGAAAGGGUUGUACCGAGCCGCCCAUCAACGGUGACCAAGGACCCCUCACGUCGCCUCCCCAGGUUGUCGUUUAUUCCGUACUCGAUCGCUACCUGAAUCACAUUAACCUCCACGUUCCUGUAUUUGAAGCCGGUGACCUAUAUGGUACCAUUCCGGAUUGCUAUCGCUCCAAUGGUCCUCCCGUCCACGCCGCGUGGCUGGUAUGUUUAAAUUCUAUAGUCCUGCUGACCUUGCAUCUUGACGCUCGUGUGGCCCGACGAUCUGGUCUCGACAUGGACCCGUGGAGCAAGCAUUCUGAGGUGAUUGACAAUGCCUUGAACAACUGUCGCCGUGUUUUGGCCGACUUGGAUGCGCUGUUGCAGCCAGCUGUGGUCAACAUUCAGGCGCUCAUCGUGCUGGCUCUAGUGGCGCGAGAAUUCUUUAUCAGCGCGGUAUUCGAGAAGGUCUGCUCUGCAGCCUGUAAAUUAGCACAGUCUAUGGGCCUCCACCGGUGCGUCGGGAUGGGGAAUGACAGUGCGCUGGAAGCCCGCCAGCGACUCUUCUGGAUCCUGUACGCCAUGGAUAAAACUCGAGUCUUCCUCAGCGGACACUCCCCCGAUUUGUAUCUCUUUGACUCUGAGUUCCAACCCCGCCUGUCCACCUCGCAUAUGCCCGUCGCGUCACAACUCCACUCCGCCGCGGCACACAUGAUGGCUGUUUGGGAGGAAAUUUAUAUCGCGCUAUACUCGGCGCGAGCAGUGCGCUUGGGGGCACAACAUCGACACGACCAGGUGGAUCGGCUGGACCGGCUGUGUGACGAGUGUCUACCUCUGAUUGCGUCGCAGCUGUCUCACGACCCCGGACUACGCCUGAUGCAGCUAGAGAUCAGAUACUGCUACCAUGUCAGCAAGAUUCUGAUCCACCGCUGCCAUAGAAUGGCCGAGGAAUGGCAGAAAAUCAACGAACAUGCCGUUUCCGCUCUCCAGAUUAUCACUGAUGUCUUCGAGGAGCCCGUGACACCAGGUAGCUGCGUGGUCCUGGGCCGGAUGUUCCAGAACUACCCACUUGUUGCCUUCCACGACCUUUGUUUGCGGUACUUGACAGGGGAGGGCUCGGUUGACAUCGCGGCCAUGGUUCCGAGGCUGAUCAACGUUCGCCGCCAAUUGAGCUCCUUAGAGCAUAAGGAGAUGCCAAGUGCAUACGUGACGAAGCUACAUCUGGGCGUCGCUUGGUGCACCGACUUGAUGAGCAUGAUUACCGACUCAAAUGAGGCCUUGGAGCCAACAGCUUGCCUGCUAACCCCCUCGACUAGUACUGAUAUGGACAACUUUCGCCCAUCUGCGUCGCUCGAGCAUGAACAUGCUACUUACUGGGCAGGUACUAGCAACACACUGACCCAGGAGCAAGCAGAUAUGUUGGGGGAGUUUGCCGAUUACUUCUUUGACCCUACAAUUUUUGAAGGUCUUCUCUCAGAAGGGCAUUUUGCGACAUAG
This is a messenger RNA of Penicillium daleae, 2127 nucleotides long. Its product is annotated as fungal specific transcription factor domain-containing protein. Gene Ontology annotation, molecular function: DNA binding; zinc ion binding. Lineage: Eukaryota; Fungi; Ascomycota; Eurotiomycetes; Eurotiales; Aspergillaceae. The transcript is spliced from 4 exons. The record is from RefSeq and is a predicted model, not a curated record. The coding region runs from base 1 to 2127 and encodes 708 amino acids. Gene Ontology annotation, biological process: DNA-templated transcription.